Messenger RNA from Arachis duranensis, 1283 nucleotides. RefSeq lists its product as uncharacterized. NCBI's taxonomy places the organism in Eukaryota, Viridiplantae, Streptophyta, Magnoliopsida, Fabales, Fabaceae. The record is from RefSeq and is a predicted model, not a curated record. The coding region runs from base 251 to 1150 and encodes 299 amino acids. The transcript has 3 exons.
GAAGCAGUUGACAAAGCUCAUCAUCCUUCUCCAUCCAGCUGCCUCGCGCGGCACCCUGUUCUCCACACAGUUCAACGUGUCACUCUCCAAUACCCACUCCAUGCACGUCGCCACGUGUCACAAAAAUCCCAUAUCUCACCACCAUCACGCCAUGCAUGCCUCACAAAAAACAAAUCACAAAAACAAAUAACUAAUUCACUCAUCCACCCACUCACUCACUCUCGAGAUCUGAAAUUAAUAACAGAAAAUAAUGGUGAAGCUAGCAUCGGCAAGGGACUUCCGUACGUACGGGCCGGGCCUCACCAGAAACCGUUACGAGUACAUCAACGCGGGGCUUUACCUGUUUUCCACCGUGGUCCUGAGUUGUGGUUUCGCAUCUCAGUUUUCUUCCGAGGCUUCUUCGGGGCUCGUGGUUUUCCUCAUUGCAUUGGGCCUCAUGUUAAUCGUAAACUUUCAUGACCUUAUGGCGCAUCUUGUUCCCAUUGAUUUCCGCUUUCAGUUGAUGGCCUUUGAUCCUCAGCUCGCCUUCGUCGAAUUCGCUGUUCCCCUCUUCAACAUGCUCGGAACGCUUCUUACUUUUCUUGCCGUUUUCUUCAUUUUUCUUCAGGAAGAGAAAGGACAUGGUUACUUCAAAUUGGAAAAGCAUGCUCUGAACAUGUUGGUUGCUGGUCCUGUACUAUGGGUGGUGGGAUCGAUUCACAAUUCAUGUCAAAUCUACGAGAGAGCAGAUGGUCAUGUUCAAAUCUUGCAGCAAUGUGUGUAUAUCCCCUUCUUGAUGGGGAGUAUGUUGUUCAUGAUUAGUUCCUGCCUCAAUUAUAUUGAGCAAUCUAGAGUGAUCCACCAUGGCCUCGGCUUACUUGGUAGGGAUUGGAUCUGGUUAGGAAUCUCGGGUACCAUAUUUUUCUUCAUUGGUGGAUUGAUAAAUGUGGUGAAAGUGUUCAAGAUGCAACAAAUGAAUGGUAUGAGGCUGGAGAAGCUGCGAGGUGGAGCACAAGAGCAACUAAUAAGAGCGAGAGAAGGACAUGUUCCCCUGCUUUCAGAACAUCAUCAAAUAAGAAUAAGACAUAAUCCACCACCUGAAGAAACCAAAGUUUCAAAGCCUCUUCCUACUCCUUAUAAGGAUGUCCUUCUCGGUCAAACUAGAUCAUGAUUAUUAUAUUGAUGAUGCUUAUUUAAUUUCUUAAUGCCUAAUUAUAAUCGUGAGUUCAUCCCCUUCUCUUUUGUGCUCCUCUCUGUUUUUCCUCCUUGGGGAGCUAGCCGCCUCUUACAUCAAAUUCUGCGUA